AAAAUUAUAUUGCUCUGUAUUGUUUCGGAAGUGACGAUAGGUUUGUGUGUGAAUGGAUAGUUAAUAAAUAAAGAAUAACUCGUGAUGUGAAAACCGAUUCACAAAAAGGUAAAUAUUUAUAUUUUCUCAUUCUAAAAUGAAAGUUUCAAGUUCCUUUACCUUAAGGAUAAUUAUAGUGCAUCGACCUCGGAUUGAGAUUGAGCCUAAAAUACCUACUGGACUAGGUUUUAUUGAAUGUGGAUUAAAAUAUCAAACUAACGCUACCAUCCACCUACUAUCUAAGACUGAAAUAAAAAGUACCUAACUGUUAAGUCCUAAACAUGAUAAGUUACAGACCGAAUGUAAAACUAGCGAAGCUAUUAUACAAAUACGCAGACGAGCAUAAAGAAGAAGCAGAGAAAAAAGAGACGCCAAUACCCGAAAAGAAAGAGUACGAAUGCUAUCCCCCGUACAAUUUCUCAUGGUUUAUUGAAAACAAAAUCGCCGCUAUGGGAUGGCCUCAGACGGUGGAGAAUUUAAACUAUAUAUCGGAUGCAGGGGUGGAUCAUUUGAUAACGUUAUCUCCAGAGAGGAGACCCCCCAUUUUGCAGUGUGAGAAGAAGCUGGGCUGGUCCGAGAUCAGAGUGAAGGAGUUUGGGACGCCGACGUUGAAGCAGAUCUUGAAGUUCAUUGAGAUAUGUGAACGAGCCGAGAUCAGAGGAGAGGUGGUGGGCGUGCACUGCCGCCACGGGCGAGGCAGGACGGGCACGAUGCUGGCCUGCUACCUCGUCUACUUCAAGAACAUGGCUCCCGAGCGGGCAGUGCUCACUGUCAGGGUGCAGAGACCAGGUUCCUGUGAAACCUAUGAGCAAGAAAAGAUAGUCUGCCACUACCACGACUGCGUCCGGGGCACAAUCACAAAGCCCGACUACAGACUGGUGGAGGACAAGCUUUAUUUCGACUGCACCAUGAAGCACAUGGAUUCGGAAUCAGAAAUCGAGGAAGAUUCUGAAGAAUCCAAUAUCAUUACGGACAAAAAGGUUGAGACGCUGCAACUGGUGAAGAAAAAAUCCAAGGCCAUGAUUAUAAAUCACAAAAUUUAUUUUUAACUUAUUUUUAUAAAUGUAUAAAACCGGCUCCACACUGUCGUCGUACAGUUUGCCAAACUUUGGCGGAUUCGCUAUAUAUACAUUGCUGGUUUAUCAUUGCGGUACAUGCGCUCGGCAUGUGUCGAGCUCGGCGACGGUGCGGCGUUGGAUGGAACAUACGAUGUACUUUCAAAGAACUUUUAAGAUUUUAAUACAAAGAAAUGCACCUUAUCGCUAAUUUUGUAACAUUGCAGGUUUUAAGUACAAUUUUGUAAUAAACUUUUUAUAAGUAAACAGAUUUUCAAUCAAAUAAUUUUUAUUGAUUCAUUUACAACUAGCUUUCCCCGGAGCUUCGCUCCCGUGGAAAUUUCAGGAUGAAAAGUGUACCCUAUGUCUUAUUCCAGGUUAUAUUCUACCCGUGUACCAAAUUUCAUAACAAUCCAUCCAGUAGAUUUUGCGUGAAAGUGUACAAACAUGCACACAUACAUCCUCAAAAACUUUGUUGAAUUGUUUAUGUUAGGAAGAUCUAAAUAUAACACAUCGGCUCAGAUACUUUAGUAUAACGGCGUAAAAAAUUGUGCACCGAUUGUCAAUAGUCGACUAGUAUAUAAACAAACUUAGGAAACCAGUUUAGGAAGUUAUAGUGUUAGGAAUUAGGAUAUCCUGAACAUUCAACAGAUAAGACUUCUGAAGACGAUUAAUUCAAAUUCAGCUACCAAUUGGUGUAAAAUAUAAUUAUUAGGUGGUACUCAGAGCGUUUCGACAGCUGCGGCCGCGCUGUCAUUACGAUCUGUAAAUUACAGUACAGAUUAAUUAUUGUAAAGUCACAUAGUAAAACUAAUUCUUGUCUUUGUUAAAAUUUGAAAAAUUGUAAUGACAGCGCGACCGCAGCGGUCGAAAUGCUCUGAGAGCCAGUACCAAGUGGUAAACUUUAUUAUAUCAGUAUACAUAGAAAUAAUAAAUAUUUACAUUUACAUUAUAAACAUACUAAAUUUACAAAGUAAAUACAUAAAAUACGAUGUAUGUACCAAUGCGUGAAAUGGACAUUUGUUAAGGAUUUUUUGAUUGAAUUUGGAAUGGACAUUAUCAAUGACACGGCACUGGGUCAUUCAAAGGCAAAGGCUUCGUGUAAAAGCUAGUAAACAAUAAAUUGAACG
This is a messenger RNA of Plodia interpunctella (Indianmeal moth), 2224 nucleotides long. Its product is annotated as dual specificity protein phosphatase 23-like. Gene Ontology annotation, molecular function: protein tyrosine phosphatase activity; protein tyrosine/serine/threonine phosphatase activity. Gene Ontology annotation, biological process: protein dephosphorylation. The record is from RefSeq and is a predicted model, not a curated record. The transcript has 4 exons. The coding region runs from base 321 to 1088 and encodes 255 amino acids. Gene Ontology annotation, cellular component: cytoplasm. Lineage: Eukaryota; Metazoa; Arthropoda; Insecta; Lepidoptera; Pyralidae.